AUGGCCUCAUCUUCAUCCAACGUCGUUGGAGUUCAUUACCGAGUGGGGAAGAAAAUCGGCGAGGGAUCCUUUGGUGUGAUUUUCGAGGGCACAAACCUGUUGAACAGCCAACAGGUUGCCAUCAAGUUUGAACCCCGUAAAAGCGAUGCUCCUCAGCUUCGCGACGAAUACCGAACAUACAAAAUUCUUGUUGGAUGCCCCGGCAUUCCCAAUGUGUACUACUUUGGACAGGAAGGUCUUCACAACAUCCUGGUGAUUGAUCUGCUAGGCCCCAGUCUCGAAGACCUCUUCGAUCAUUGCAACCGUCGGUUUUCCAUCAAGACCGUGGUCAUGGUCGCCAAGCAAAUGCUCUCCCGUGUUCAAACCAUCCACGAGAAAAACUUGAUUUACCGAGACAUAAAACCAGACAACUUCCUGAUUGGACGUCCAGGAAGCAAGGCAGCCAAUGUCAUCCAUGUCGUUGAUUUUGGCAUGGCCAAACAAUACCGCGACCCCAAGACUAAGCAACAUAUCCCAUACCGCGAGAGAAAAUCCUUGUCGGGCACAGCUCGUUACAUGAGCAUCAACACCCAUCUAGGCCGUGAGCAAUCGCGACGAGAUGAUUUGGAGGCACUGGGUCAUGUCUUCUUGUAUUUCCUCAGGGGUGGUCUUCCCUGGCAAGGAUUGAAAGCUGCUACAAACAAGCAAAAGUAUGAAAAGAUUGGAGAGAAGAAACAGACAACAGCUGUCAAGGAUUUAUGUGAAGGCUAUCCAGAAGAGUUCAACAAGUAUCUCAGCUAUGUUCGUAAUCUCGGUUUCGAGGACACUCCGGACUAUGAUUACCUCCGAGAUCUCUUUACACAAGCCCUGAAGAACACGGGAGAGGUUGAAGAUGGUGAAUACGAUUGGAUGAAGUUGAACAACGGACGAGGGUGGGAAUACAAACCAUAUUCAUCGCAGCAUCACCCACAUGCUGGAAAUCAAAUUCAGAACUCAUCUUCUCGCGAUCUCCACGGCACACCGGCCCGUCAGCCAUCACGGCCCGGCAUCACUGCGGAUCGUUUAAACGCCGCACAGCCCCCUCCUCCAUCUCCAGCAAAACCGGGCGCUGGAAAGACACGCGACCGACAAAGCGCGUCAGGCGGUCUCCAAGGAAAGCGUCAAAGCGGGCUGGCAGGGGGUCAGGAGAUCUCGACGCCGACGGCAUCCACUCAAGCUCAGUUUCAGAACUCCAACGCGAAUCUCCCAGGCCGUCUCGCCACGCCGAAUAACCAGGCAACGACAAGCGCGCAACAAAUUUCGGGCCUCCAGGGAGCUAACGAACCAGAGCCAACCUUCAUGCAAAAAGCCAUGAGAGCUCUGUGCUGUGGUACGGGUCGGAAGUCUUGA
Molecule: messenger RNA, 1368 nt
Organism: Talaromyces atroroseus
Lineage: Eukaryota; Fungi; Ascomycota; Eurotiomycetes; Eurotiales; Trichocomaceae
Product: Casein kinase I-like protein 1
Exons: 5
Coding region: 1-1368 (455 amino acids)
Biological process (GO): endocytosis; peptidyl-serine phosphorylation; signal transduction
Cellular component (GO): cytoplasm; nucleus
Molecular function (GO): protein serine/threonine kinase activity; ATP binding
Source: RefSeq, a predicted model, not a curated record